AUGAAAGCUCUAUUCGACCUUACGGCAUCGCAGGAAAUUUACGCACCACAUUCCAUAAGAAUGGAGGGAGACCUGACCCUUGGUGGUCUCUUCCCUGUGCACGCCCGGGGGAUCCCGGGGGAACCGUGUGGGGACAUCAAGAAAGAGAACGGGAUCCAUCGUCUCGAAGCUAUGAUGUACGCCUUGGACCAAAUCAACAGUGAUGACGAUCUUCUUCCCAAUGUCACCCUAGGUGCUCGGGUACUGGAUACGUGUUCGAGGGACACCUAUGCUCUGGAACAGUCCUUGACUUUUGUGCAGGCACUCAUACAAAAAGACACUUCGGACGUGAGGUGUAUGAACGGUGAACCGCCAGUGUUCGUCAAGCCAGAGAAAGUUGUUGGAGUGAUAGGAGCUUCAGCAAGUUCUGUAUCGAUCAUGGUGGCGAACAUAUUACGUCUGUUUCAGAUUCCUCAGAUCAGCUAUGCCUCCACGGCCCCGGAGCUGAGCGAUGACCGACGGUAUGACUUCUUCUCUCGUGUGGUGCCCCCGGACUCUUUUCAAGCCCAGGCCAUGGUGGACAUAGUCAAGGCCAUGGGCUGGAACUACAUAUCUACCGUAGCAUCAGAAGGAUCCUAUGGAGAGAAGGGAGUGGAUACCUUCCAUCAGCUGUCCAGAGAAUCAGGUGGGAUCUGCAUCGCUCAGUCCUUAAAGAUCCCUCACAAUCACAAGCAGGAGAACUUCGACAAGAUCAUCAGGCUGCUUCUGGAGACUCGUUACGCCCGGGCAGUCGUCCUCUUCGCCUCAGAUGAGGACAUACGGGGUAUCCUGAAUGCCAGUAAGAGAGCUGACCAGGUGGGUCAUUUCCUGUGGAUCGGUUCAGACAGCUGGGGAGCCAAGAACAGCCCUGUCCAUCAGCUAGAGGAAGCAGCAGUGGGAGCUGUCACUAUCCUGCCAAAGAGAGCAACCAUUGCCGGCCAGGAGCGGAUCGGGACGGACUCUAAGUACGAGCAAGAGGGGAAGGUUCAGUUUGUGAUCGAUGCGGUCUACGCCAUGGCCCACGCCCUUCACAACAUGCAGAGAGACCUGUGUCCCGACGUCUCUGGGAUCUGUCCCGAUAUGGACUUGGCCGGCGGCAAGAAACUGCUUAAGUAUAUCCGCAGUGUCACCUUCAAUGGAAGUGCGGGGACGUCAGUGAAUUUCAACAGGAACGGUGAUGCUCCGGGACGUUACGACCUGUUCCAGUAUCAGAUCAACAACAACAGUUCCCCGGGAUACAAGCACAUUGGACAAUGGACAGAGACAUUACAGCUCAACAUUGAGGAUAUGCAGUGGCCUAAUGGACAGACAGAGAUCCCCAGCUCUGUGUGCAGUCAGCCCUGCAAGACAGGAGAGAGGAAGAAGACAGUGAAAGGCAUGCCGUGUUGCUGGCACUGUGAACCUUGUGAUGGCUACCAGUACCAGUAUGAUGAAACAUCAUGCAAGCUGUGCUCCUACAGCAUGAUGCCCAACCCCAACAGGACGGCAUGUCAGCCCAUCCCCAUUGUGAAGCUGGAGUGGCACUCCCCUUGGGCAGUGAUCCCAGUCUUCCUCGCCAUGCUGGGCAUCAUCGCCACCAUCUUCGUCAUGGCAACCUUCAUCCGCUACAACGACACGCCCAUCGUCCGUGCGUCGGGCCGUGAGCUGAGCUAUGUCCUCCUCACCGGGAUCUUCCUCUGUUACAUUAUCACCUUCGUCAUGAUCGCCAAACCCGACGUCGCCGUCUGCUCAUUCCGCCGGAUCUUCCUGGGUCUGGGCAUGUGCAUCAGCUACGCCGCGUUACUCACCAAGACCAACCGGAUCUACCGGAUCUUUGAAGAAGGUAAGACGUCGGUGACGGCACCCAGGCUGAUCAGCCCGACCUCCCAGCUGGCCAUCACCUCUUCCCUAAUUUCCGCUCAGCUACUGGGUGUCUUCAUCUGGUUCGGUGUGGAUCCCCCUAACACCAUCGUCGACUACGACGAACAGAAGAGCAUCAACUCAGACCAGGCUAGAGGAGUGUUGAAAUGUGACAUCACGGAUCUGCAGAUUAUAUGCUCGCUGGGUUAUAGCAUCCUACUCAUGGUCACGUGUACGGUGUACGCGAUCAAGACGCGGGGUGUCCCGGAGAACUUUAACGAGGCCAAGCCCAUUGGAUUCACCAUGUAUACCACCUGUAUAGUCUGGCUAGCCUUCAUACCCAUCUUCUUUGGGACAGCGCAGUCCGCAGAAAAGCUAUAUAUCCAGACCACCACCCUCUGUAUCUCUAUGAAUCUUAGUGCCUCGGUGGCCUUGGGGAUGCUUUACAUUCCUAAAGUCUACGUCAUCAUCUUCCAUCCGGAGCUUAAUGUCCAGAAGAGGAAGAGGAGCUUCAAGGCGGUGGUGACGGCCGCGUCCCUGACAACACGCCUCUCACACAAGACCAGUGACAGGCCCAAUGGAGAGGCCAAGACGGAACUGUGUGAAAACAUUGAUCCAAACAGUAAGUAUCACCAAACCAGGGCCCGUAUUCACAAAGAGUCUCAGGGUAGCAGUGCUAUUUCUAGGAGUAGGAGUGCUGAUCUAGUAGGAGUGCUGAUCUAG
Molecule: messenger RNA, 2580 nt
Organism: Salvelinus namaycush (lake trout)
Lineage: Eukaryota; Metazoa; Chordata; Actinopteri; Salmoniformes; Salmonidae
Product: metabotropic glutamate receptor 7-like
Exons: 9
Coding region: 1-2580 (859 amino acids)
Biological process (GO): G protein-coupled glutamate receptor signaling pathway; regulation of synaptic transmission, glutamatergic
Cellular component (GO): membrane
Molecular function (GO): group III metabotropic glutamate receptor activity
Source: RefSeq, a predicted model, not a curated record